AUGGCACCAAUAGUUCUUCCUAUUUGUAAUUCUGAGUACCUUCCUGUCACAGUCUUCAAACGCAGUGACAAGGACAGCUUUGAUACCACCACCUUCAAUGCCUUUACCAUCCACGAAGGACAGAGAGUCUACUUCAAGAUUCCGUUGACAGGCGAGAAUGUGGCGACGCGACGACAAAGCCCCUUUUAUCACGAGUGCAAGCCUGCCACGCAGGAUAACGCGAGAGAGCUAGAUGUCGUCGACUAUUUGCCAAUGAAAACAUACGGUCAGCCAUCAAACCCGGCUUCCUUAGCCGGAAACCCGUCAUCGUCAUCCACAAACACGGCCAAGAAGAGAGAGACAAAGGAACUACCGGCAACAGUCGGAGGAGCGGAGGGCGAGGUGGAGGAUGGGGCGGAAGAGCUUGGGAAGGGGGGUUGGGAAGAGGAUGUUCCUCCAGGCUUCGUACCGGCAUGCGAUGGGGAGGAAGAGAGAAGAUUACUUCAAGAGCAGCUAGCUGCUAAGGUUCCGCUACUUGAGGGUAUCAUGCCUGAAGGCCGUCAAGUACCUGUCAUUAUGGAGCCUAACCUUAGGCAAUAUUGA
Molecule: messenger RNA, 582 nt
Organism: Lobosporangium transversale
Lineage: Eukaryota; Fungi; Mortierellomycota; Mortierellomycetes; Mortierellales; Mortierellaceae
Exons: 4
Coding region: 1-582 (193 amino acids)
Source: RefSeq, a predicted model, not a curated record